Marasmius oreades (fairy-ring Marasmius) is the source of this 3174-nucleotide messenger RNA. RefSeq lists its product as uncharacterized. The transcript is spliced from 9 exons. The coding region runs from base 24 to 2786 and encodes 920 amino acids. Lineage: Eukaryota; Fungi; Basidiomycota; Agaricomycetes; Agaricales; Marasmiaceae. The record is from RefSeq and is a predicted model, not a curated record.
CAACGGUUUGCUCUGAUGCUAUCAUGUCCUCUCAGCCAGAACCUCAGGAUUUCAUAGCUGUCGUCUUUGUGAUAGACACCUCUGUUGCUCUAGGUUCCCAAUGGCUUCAUGUUCUAUCCAGUUAUAUAUCUCCUCUCUUUCGUCGGCUCAUAGAACUCAAUCCUAACCGAACUAUUCGGAUAGGAAUCGUUGUGUAUACUCUACCGGAUAUGACCACUUACUCCCCAAUUAUACAUAAAAAGUUCCUCGGCGACUUCACCCAAAUUGCAGACAUAUUGAAGAAGGAUGCUCAUAAGAUUGGUCUUGGAAGUACGCUAUCGGGGGAUAAAACUGGAAUGCCAGCAUUAGAGGGCGUAGUCGCUGCAAUUGAGAUGCUCGAUGCGUUAACGAUUUCGUCUCCAUCUACCAGUCCUGGCCGACCCAUCACCUUGAAUAUAUUCCAUAUUACUGCUGUUGUACCGGACAAGACAACCAGUCCCCAGUGGAAUGAAUUGGAUAGUCUUGAUCAUAUUACUUGGGAAACCUUACCUUCCGAGCUGUUAACCAGGAAGAUUCAUCUCAGCUCCGUUAUACUUAAUUCCGACACCUCCAUCUAUACAAAACUCCAUGCAUCGGGCUCGACACCCGCAUGGUUCCAAACCAGACCAAGUCAUACGAUCCUUCUGCCUUCUUACUUCUCAACAGCGUUACCUCAAGCUCUGAAACGUCCCGCCGAUACUCCUGUAGCUGACAAAGCUCCAGCUCAAAAACGCCCUCGCCUACCUGGAGUACCGUCUUCCUCUCCCUUAGUCGCAAACUCCACUUCUACACCUCCAAAUCAUAACAACAACAACAACAACGGCAACAACGCGCGUCCCGGUUUUUCAACACAACCACCUGGCGUUCCGGGAAGACCGCCACUGACACAUCAGCAGCUGCAAGGUUUGCAGGGAUUACAAGAGUUACAGGCUGCUGUACAACGACUUCGGGUAAUGGAGGAGCGCAUGCAGAAUUUAGAGGCCGGGAUCAAAGACGCCCUGCAGGCAGGGGAUACCAAGAAAGCUGAUGAAUUGGGUGCUGAGUUGACGAAAAUUCGAACACAGGUAGUGCAGGCGAAAGGAUGGAUUCAACAACAGUUUAAGCAGACACAACUAGCAAUACAAGCGAACCAAUUAUCAUCUCAACAGUCGGCAGCAGCAGCAACGAAUGGGGGACCCUCGGCCAACGUGCCACCAAAUGGGGUUCCUCCAUCUCAAGGAGGUGACGCGGGUGGUUCUCGCCCACCUUCAGGGCCCAAUCUGAACUUAAACAACGGGAACCCGGUUAUGCACAGCUCCUCUCCACCACCUCCCCUAGCCCAACCUCAAAAUCCCAAUUUCCCGCAAGCUGUUGCUGUUCCUAAUUCGAACCAGAUGGGCGGCGCGGCCAUUGCUCAGGGAUUGAACGCGCAAGGUCUACCGAGAAUGCCAGUGAUGUCUGACUUGGCCACUCAAAUGCACAAGCUCGUUGAACAGAACGAGAGAAGCGGACGCCCACAGUCGGGUCCCGGAGGAGGAUCCAUCGGUGGUAUGCCUGGAGCACCACCUGGUAUGCUGGUACCUCAUCAAAAUUCAGGACAACCAGGAAUACCAGGACAAAAUCCUGCUAGCAUGUUAAAUGGUAUGGGUGGUCCUCCUUCUCUCAAGCCUCCUGGUGCGGCGGCGGCACAGCAAUCUCAGGUACCUGUAUGGCAAGGUCCCAUGGUGUGGCAACCGGAAGCUAUGAAUGGGAUGCGGGAGCUUAGUGCGCAUAUUGCGGUUCUAGCUAACAGUCCCAACGGGAGAUCAAGCCAUUCCGACACUUGGCCCAAGACGAUAUAUCUCAGUGCCUCGCAGCCUACGAAUCCAUUAGACGUUCAGGCUUGGUUUAAACAACAUCAACAGACCAUGUUUUUCGGCAAAUUAACGCCAGGUCCUGAUGUGCACACGCGGGAAAGUUAUUCACACCUAUGGACAAUACUGAUGACGAAGAAAAUCUAUCUCCUGGGAGCUUGGACCACUCCUUCCGGCUCUCAGACGAAGAAUCUCCUCAUUGCAGCUGCCCCGAAUUCUGGUUUACUCGGGGCGUUCUUCCCGCAUGACGGUCUUCCCGAGCUUCCCAAGUCUAAUGGUGUUGCGGCUCCUCCCACUCAAUCGCAGCCGCCUAUGAUGGGCGUGGGCGGUACCGGUGGCCCACAAGGAGCAACUGGAUUACUCGCACCCGACGUUAUAACCGGCAUACGCUCGGUCACGAACGAGAACCAGAGAGCCCUGGCUGCCCAUCAAAUACUUGUGAAGUUACAGCAGACGCAUUUGGCUGCUCGACGAACGAUCAAUCCUACUGAUUUACAUAUGUUGUUGAGCGCGUUGAAUGUCAGUCUUCCACAGUUACACGCUGCUCAGAGGCAGUAUCAGCAGCGGGCUUUAGCUGCUCAGGGACAAGCACCACAGCUGCUGCAACCGCAACAACCGGGGAUGCCAGGAUUUGGUGGGGGUGGGGGUGGAAGUGUGGGUGGACCGUUAGGGAUGAAUAUGGGAGGUGUGGCAGGAGGAGGAGGGAUAUUUCCUAUGUUUACGGCACAGAAUACGAUGAAUGUGCAGAGGGGUAAUUUAGGAGGGAUGAGUCUGGGUUCGGGUCAACAGAUGAUGAAUGGAGGUGGUUUCCCUGGCAGACAAGGGAUGGGUGGUGGUCCCACGGGCGGUGGAAUGCAAGGCAAUGUGAGCAUGGAGAUGAUGCAGUCGUUUGCACAGAGAAAUGUGGAUGGGGGGAUGGGUCAAGGCCCUGGUUGAAUGAUAAUCAUUCAUGGUGUGCACGCAUACUAAAAUCACGCUGUUUUAUUGUUAUGUGGAGGAACCGUACUAUUGUUAUUAUUCGUCGUGUUUGCUCUCGUCGUUGUAUUUUUAUGCUUCAACAAUUUGAAUUAGCUUAUAAUCUGUCUGUGAUGAUGGAUCAAAGAUAUUUUAGGCUCGAGUAUCUCUUUCAAACACAUUCCUAACUUCCGAUACCAGAAGUCAUCAAUCCACCCAUUGCCCACUCAUAGGCCCCAAGAAAGACAGCCCCACCUGCGGAUAUCCACAUCGUUCGCGGUACUAAGCCAGAGAACAGUGCGCUUAACCCUUCUUUUUGGUAUAUUCCGGUCAGUCGGCUGUACAGAGAGAGCCUCGCCUGGCCGGAGGU